Molecule: messenger RNA, 1281 nt
Organism: Echinococcus granulosus
Lineage: Eukaryota; Metazoa; Platyhelminthes; Cestoda; Cyclophyllidea; Taeniidae
Exons: 8
Coding region: 1-1281 (426 amino acids)
Source: RefSeq, a predicted model, not a curated record
AUGGUCGAUUCAAGCGUAUGCGUAGUUGUCAAAAACUCGCACUUAAACGAAACACAUUUUAUUAAUAAUGUCGACGCCUCCACACAUUUUCACGACUUGUUAUUAAACUACUGCAGAAAUCAUCGCUUGGACUUCAAACGUUUCGUAUUUCUUAUUCCCUGUGAGGAAUUUCACCAACAAGCCUUCUCCUGGAGGGUCGCUUCUCCAUCAACACGAAUAUCAGAGUGUCUUUUUAAUUCAAAAAUUGCGUCAUUUUCUAAUUCAUUCAUUCCUGAGGAACGCCGACUCUAUGUACAAUGUGUUCCCAAACAAGAUGUUUCACAGUUUGUUUCCUGGAACAAUUGUCUAUCAAGCAAGUUUUCAAAAUCUUCCAGAGUUCACUCCGAAAUCACAAAGUCGUCGGUACCACACCGCAUCGGCAGGAAAAAGAGGAAGGCACCCGAUGCACCACCCCCUAGAUUAAACCAAAGUCAUAAGGGCUCUUAUGCGUCGGAUGAUUACACUCAACUUAGCCAACAGGAUAGCGCUAUCGGCACGGAAUUUGGAGGUGUAAAUUACCGACUUUCAUCAGAAAACCUCUCACAGACCAGUUCUCAAUGGAGCAUAGAUGAGGAUCAUCUGUUGACAACCUCAUUCUCAGCGAUAACCAUAAAAUCAGGGGAGAAUGUUUUUGAAGAAGCCUCCAUCUCGGAGAAUUUUUUCACACCAAAAGCACCUACGCCGAAUCGGGUUGGGAAUGAAUUUGUUUCCGGCUCCUUGGCAAAGAAAUCCCAGAGAGCACCAAGUCUGCCCUCCCUUACGGUGGUAAAAGAAGUUGCUCCUCGUGUCACGGAGGAACGUUCAUCAAGCGAUAAAAAUUCGGUUGAUACUAAUUGUAUCGUGCGAGGGGAUGAACAAAUAAGAAAUUUAGAAAUUCCUCCUGUCAAAGCUACCCAGGAAAGUGCUCCUCUAGGCGCUGCCCAACACUCCUCCCAUACGGCAGCAUCAACACCAGCUCUAGCAUCUGCUACACGAAAGGCAUCGACCAUGCAGAAUUCCAUGGAACCUGAAGGCCAGUCCAGAUCCUACUUGAUAGAAGACCAAUUGAAGCAAGCUCGAUUGUCCCUCAAAUCAAUCCCACGGCAAAAGGUCGCCACGUUGCCUCUAAGAGAGGUCGAUGAGGAGAAUCGCCCCACCGUUCUCUCCAGUUGUGACCGAUCAGAGAAAAAAGACUGGAACUCCCCACUUUGCUUCAAGGACAGGCGGUCUGGGGUGCUCAGCUUCAUGAUAUCCGACAAGUGA